Messenger RNA from Trichosporon asahii var. asahii CBS 2479, 2724 nucleotides. RefSeq names its product Kex protein. The coding region runs from base 1 to 2724 and encodes 907 amino acids. Gene Ontology annotation, molecular function: serine-type endopeptidase activity. The record is from RefSeq and is a predicted model, not a curated record. The transcript has 3 exons. Gene Ontology annotation, biological process: protein processing. Gene Ontology annotation, cellular component: Golgi membrane; trans-Golgi network. Lineage: Eukaryota; Fungi; Basidiomycota; Tremellomycetes; Trichosporonales; Trichosporonaceae.
AUGUUCUUUCUCUCCGCGGCGCUGCCGCUGCUCGCCCUGAGCGCUGCCGCAUCCUCAUCUCAGCCGCAUAAGCGAUCAUACGACACUCACUCCUACUACACCAUCGAACUCCCGCAAUCCUCCACCGAAGAGGCCGCCGCGCUGGCAGCUAGGUCUCUCGGGGCUGAGCUUGUCGAACGAGUUGGCGAGCUCGACGACCACUGGAUCGUCCGCCGCGCAGGUGGACUAUCCGUCCGCAGCAUGGGACAUGACCCGGUAGAGUCUCGGUUCCAUGAUCGGCGAGCGCCCAACGUUGCCUCAGUCACUCGCCUUGAACCCCGAAAACGCGUGAAGCGUGUCCUCACUCCGGAACACAUGAAGUUGAAGCGUGGACCUCGUAGCUUCAAGAACUGGGAUAUGCGGGAUCAGGGUGACCCCGAUGCCGUGUACCCGGUGGAGGAGGUGGAGGAGGACCUCCGAGACACGUCCGAGCUUCAGUACCUCCAGAAUCAGAUGGGCUUCAAGGAUCCCAUGCUCGACCAGCAAUGGCACAUUGCGAACCCCGAAAGUAAGGAGUGGGAGCUCAAUGUUACCGGUCUGUGGACGCAAGGUAUCACUGGCCGCAACGUGUCCGUUGUGGUCGUCGAUGACGGUCUUGACCACGAGCACGAGGACCUCAAGGCCAACUUUUUCGCCGAGGGCUCCUGGGACUUCAACGACCACACGAAUCUCCCGACUCCUCGACUGAGCGACGACCAGCACGGUACGCGUUGCGCUGGUGAGGUCGCCGCCGGUGUCAACGACGCUUGCGGUGUCGGAGUCGCGUACAACGCUAAGAUCGCUGGUGUCCGAAUUCUCUCUGGAUCGAUUACGGACGCCGACGAGGCUGCAGCGCUCAACUUCGAGUACCAGAAGAACGACAUCUACUCCUGCUCAUGGGGACCUCCUGACAACGGCAAGAGCAUGGAAGCUCCCAACGGUAUCAUCCUGAAGUCUAUUGUCAACGGUGUCCAGAAGGGUCGCGGUGGCAAGGGGUCUCUCUUCGUCUUCGCGGCUGGCAACGGUGGCGGCGCCGGUGACCAGUGCAACUUUGACGGAUACACGAACUCGAUCUUCUCUGUCACUGUAGGCGCCUACGACCACGCGGGCAACCAUCCUUACUACUCCGAAAUGUGUUCGGCAAUGAUGAUUGUUGCACCUUCCUCCGGUUCCUUGAACUACAUUUGUGCGCACAACCACGGUGGCACGUCGGCUGCCGCUCCUCUCAUGGCCGGUGUCUUCGCCCUGGCCCUGGAGGUUCGCCCCGAGCUGGGCUGGCGUGAUGUUCAGCACCUUCUCAUCCGCACUGCUGUCAUGAUCAACCCCGACGAUGAGGACUGGGACACGACCGCCGCCGGAAGGAAGUACUCGUAUAAGUACGGCUACGGAAAGAUUGACGCCGGUAUCUUCGUUGAGGCUUGCCGCGACUGGAAGCUCGUGAAGCCCCAGGCAUGGUUCGACUCUCCUAAGAUCAAACUUCCGUUUACCGAGGCUCCUCCUCUUCCUCCCGCUCCUUCCGAGGGCGGUGAAUCCGAUGGUCAGGUCAUCCGUCGUGAUGGCGAUGACCAGGAGGACGACUCGGACGACGCCCCCUCCAACACCGUUGAUGUCGAUGUGCCCGGACCUCAGCCUAAUGGCUCCUUCAUCACCAAAGAGGGCGUCUCGAGCACUUACGAGGUAACCCAGGAGCUGCUCGACAACGAGAACUUCGAAACCCUCGAGCACGUGACUGUCCGUGUCUGGAUUGAGCACGAGCGUCGCGGCGAUGUUGAGGUCAUCCUCACGUCCCCCAACGGCAAGGAGUCUGUUCUCGCUCGCCCCCGUCGUUACGACGAGGCUGGAACUGGUUUCAACGGUUGGAAGUUCAUGACUCUCAAGCACUGGGAGGAGAACCCCAUCGGCAACUGGACCAUCACUGUCAAGGACCAGGGUGGUGCUCGCGGACGCUUCGUUGCCUGGGCUCUCCAGCUCUGGGGUGAGGCCAAGGACGCCAGCAUUGCUACCGACUGGUCGCCGGCCAAGGCUGGUGAGAUCGACGAGGAGCUCACCGGAUCGGAGAACAUGCCCAAGCCUAGCAAGCCCAAGCCUACCGAUCACCUUCCUGGCGACCACGGAGAGGUCAUUCCUUCGGGCGGCAACAGGCCCUCCAACCUUCCUGGCGAGAACCAGGCCGACGAGGGCGUCUUCAACGGCAUGGACAAGCUGAAGGAGCAUCCUGGAUGGGUUGGCGGCGCUCUUCUUGUUGUCGUUGUCGCUGCCAUCGGUGUCGGAGCGCUCUUCCUCGUUCGCAACCGCCGGCGCCGCUCUCGCCUUGGCCUCGACCGCGCCGCCUACGCCCCUGUCGCUGAGGAGGUCCCUCUCGGCUUCAUGGAGCGCAGCCGCCAGCGUCUCGGCAUGGGACGUGACCGCCGCGCUGAGGAGGCGAAGGAGCUGUACGAUGCCUUCGGAGACGGCCCUAGCGACGACGACUCUGACGAUGAGCGUGCCGCCCUGCGUUACCACGACUCAUUCCUUGAGGACGAUGAGCCUCAGGCGUCUGGUAGUGGAACGAGUGGCAAGCUCUCGCACGAGGACAGCGACAAGGCUCGUGACGAUGACCAGCCCCCGGCAUACCGUGACGACGACGGACCUUCGACCCCGCACGGCGAGAGCGCGGGCUCCAGCUCGAGCUGGCAAGAUGCCGCCGACGACGUGCGACGAGACUAA